Messenger RNA from Racocetra persica, 448 nucleotides. NCBI's taxonomy places the organism in Eukaryota, Fungi, Glomeromycota, Glomeromycetes, Diversisporales, Gigasporaceae. The record is from the annotation of a GenBank genome assembly.
AAAAAACUACACUUAAUAAUCAACAAAGAAAAGAUAUUAUAGAAUUUAAAAAAAAAAAUCUAAAUAUAAGUAGUGUCGACCUUGUUAGUUGGAUAAAAAAAAAUAUGGGUUUUGACAUUCAUCCUUCUACUAUUGGCCAUCUAUUAAAAAAUAAAAAUAGUGUUAGAGACAAUUUGUCUGCAAAAAGGCAAAAAACAGUACAAUAUCCAAAUCUUGAAAAUACAUUACCAAAAGCCUUUGCUCAAUUAUUAAAUAUCUCUAAUAUUAACCUCAAAUUCUCACAUGGCUGGUUGUUUAAAUUUAAAAAAAGGUAUAGUCUAAAUCAAAUAAUAAAAUAUGACGAAGAUGUAUCUGUAGAUAAUGAUAUAAUUGCAGCUACAAUUCUUAAAUUAAAAGAAAUAUUAGAAAAAUAUGAUUUGAAGGAUAUUUACAAUAUGAAUAAAAUGAG